Messenger RNA from Oryzias latipes (Japanese medaka), 3361 nucleotides. It is a transcript of the gene strip1, whose product is annotated as striatin interacting protein 1. Lineage: Eukaryota; Metazoa; Chordata; Actinopteri; Beloniformes; Adrianichthyidae. Gene Ontology annotation, biological process: cytoskeleton organization. Gene Ontology annotation, cellular component: cytosol. The record is from RefSeq and is a predicted model, not a curated record.
UCUCGCGAGAAAACACCUCGGCGGAAUGGACCUCGGUGGCAAUGGCGGAGGGCUGCCGGUAAACAAUAAACAGAGAGCAAUGACGCCGAAUAAAAGCAGGGGGGAAUUCCCUCGAAAUUCAAGAAAAGAUUCAGACGGCCUGUCUGAGUCUCCGGAUCUGGAGUUUGAUUAUUCUGAUACAGACAAAUGGGCUUCAGAGCUGUCAGAGCUUUACAGCUACACCGAAGGACCUGAGUUUGCUCUGAAUCGGAAGUGCUUUGAAGAUGAGUUCAGCACUCAUGUGUCGGACAAAAAGUGGACGGAGCUGGACGCAGCUCAGCACAGAGCUCACGCCAUGCGGCUCCUGGACAGUCUGGAAGUCAUUGUUCGCGAGAAGAGGCUGAAGGUUGCCAGAGCCAUCCUCUACAUGACUCAGGGGACCUUUGCAGAGUGCAGCUCAGAGGCUGAGGUCCAAUACUGGACGAGAUAUAACAUUUUCCUGCUGCUCGAUGUUGGGACCUUCUCCGCUCUGGUAGAACUUCUCAACAUGGAGAUGGAUAACAGUGCUGCCUGCAGCAGUGCGGUCAGAAAACCGGCCAUCUCCCUCGCUGACAGCACCGACCUCCGGGUUCUGCUUAAUAUAAUGUAUCUGAUGGUGGAAACGAUCCAACAGGAAGAUCCGGCCGACAAGCCCGAGUGGAAGGCCAUGAGGGAAACCUUCAGAGCAGAACUGGGUUCUCCUCUGUUUAACAACGAACCCAUUUCUGUCACGCUCUUUGGGAUGGUCACCAAGUUCUGCAGCGGCCACGCCCCCCACUUCCCAAUGAAAAAAGUGCUACUGUUGUUGUGGAAAAGCAUUCUGUUCACCCUUGGAGGCUUUGAGCAGCUCCAGAGCUUGAAGGUCCGUAGACGUCAGGAACUGGGUCUUCCUCCUCUGCCGGAGGACAGCAUUCGGGUGGUCCGCAGUAUGAGGGCGGCCUCUCCUCCCGCUUCAGCGUCCGACCUCAUCGAGCAGCAGCAGAAACGGGCUCGUCGUGAACACAAGGCACUGAUCAAACAAGACAACCUGGACGCUUUCAAUGAGAAGGACCCUUACAAGGCCGACGAUGCUCGUGACGAUGAGGACGACAACGAUGACAACGACAACUCUUUGGAGACGGAAACGUUUCCACUGGAAAGAGAUGAAGUGAUGCCUCCACCCAUUCCCCACCCUCCAUCUGAGAGGGUGUCCUUCCCUAAGGGCCUGCCAUGGGCCCCUAAAGUCAGAGAAAAGGAUAUUGAAAGUUUUCUGGAAUCAAGCCGAAGUAAAUUCAUCGGUUACACUCUGGGAAGUGACACGGACACAGUGGUUGGCUUACCCCGGCCCAUUCACGAGAGCAUCAGGACGCUGAAGCAGCACAAAUAUGUCUCCAUAGCAGAAAUCCAGAUGGCAAAGGAGGAGGAAUACCAGAAAACUCCUCUGUCGGGUGGAGAUGAAGAAAUGGAGAUGUCUGCUACGGAGCUGCUCUAUCAGGGAAUUCUGCCCAGCUUGCCUCAGUACAUGAUUGCUCUGCUGAAGAUCCUUUUGGCUGCUGCGCCCACAUCCAAAGCCAAAACCGACUCCAUCAACAUCCUGGCAGAUGUGCUGCCUGAGGAAAUGCCGACCACAGUCCUGCAGAGCAUGAAGCUGGGAGUCGACGUCAACCGGCACAAAGAGAUCAUCGUGAAAGCCAUCUCUGCCAUCCUGCUGCUGCUCCUGAAACACUUCAAACUGAAUCACGUCUACCAGUUUGAGUACAUGGCCCAACACCUGGUGUUUGCUAACUGCAUCCCGCUCAUCCUGAAGUUCUUCAACCAGAACAUCAUGUCCUACAUCACAGCUAAAAACAGCAUUUCAGUGCUUGACUUCCCACAUUGCGUCAUCCACGAGCUCCCGGAGUUAACCGCUGAGAGUCUGGAGGCUGGAGACAACAAUCAGUUCUGCUGGAGGAAUCUGUUCUCCUGCAUCAACCUGCUGAGGAUCCUGAACAAGCUGACCAAAUGGAAGCACUCCAGGACCAUGAUGCUGGUGGUGUUCAAGUCAGCUCCCAUCCUGAAGAGGGCGCUGAAGGUCAAGCAGGCCAUGAUGCAGCUUUAUGUUCUCAAACUGCUCAAAGUGCAGACCAAAUACCUGGGGAGGCAGUGGAGGAAAAGCAACAUGAAGACCAUGUCGGCCAUCUACCAGAAAGUUCGACAUCGCCUGAAUGACGACUGGGCGUAUGGAAACGAUCUGGACGCUCGGCCCUGGGACUUCCAGGCCGAGGAGUGCGCCCUGCGGGCCAACAUCGAGCGCUUCAACAGCCGCCGCUAUGACAAGAGCAACAACAACCCCGACUUCCUUCCGGUGGACAACUGUCUGCAGAGCGUUCUGGGGCAGCGAGUGGACCUGCCCGAGGACUUCCAGAUGAACUACGACCUCUGGCUUGAGCGGGAAGUCUUCUCUAAUCCCAUAUCUUGGGAGGAACUGCUGCAGUGAGAGUCGGACGGUCCUUUUUCUUUCUUUUUUUUUAACACAUUUUUAAUUCUGAGAGCCCAUCAGAGCUCUCAGGGAUCCGGGGAGCAGACCAAACACCGAAGGCAUUUAGCAUCAGUGGAAUGUGAGGCCCUAAAAAAUGUUGUCUUGUUGAAAUGGUUCCCUCUGCCUCACCUUUUGGAAUCAGUAGGAAUCAUGGAGUUGCCGUGUGUGCCUCUCACCUGCUGCAGGAGCUCGGACAGUAAGCAGAGCAAGUCCACUUAAAGAAAGUUUUCCUUGACAUGUUUCUGUGUGACGUGAAACGAAGGGGGCAAGCAUUCCACGGCAUCACAGCCCAGCAGGGACCCUGUGUGUUUUUCCCUCUGAUGGGAUGAGCUGCGUCUGCUCUGACCCGUUAGAGGUUUAGACUCUGAACAAACCAAAACGGAGCGUUGAGGAUCUGUUCUGGUGCUGCAACAUUAGAAACCCCCACAGAAGGGGACCAUCAUUGUUUUUAGGACGGUUCAAAGAAUUGGAGGAUAAAGUGUUAAUGAUGAAUUCUGUUUGUUAUAGGAACAUAUAUAUACUGUAACAAUCGCAGGGACUGCAGGCAAAGCUGGUGGUUUUAGAGAUUCCUCUGGAUGUUUGCUGCAGCUCUUAUUCCUGUUUUCAUAAUGUAGUAAAGACAGUUUUUCUCCUUUAGAGUUUGGAUCAUUUCUGUUAACCUGGUGCAUUAAAGUGAGAUAAUAACCCCACAGUUCAUGUUUUCUUUAAGACAUUAAAUGAGUAAAUCACUGUUGUCUCAAUGCCAUUAAGACUUUUUUUUAAAACGAAUAAACAUGAGACUGAAAAUCCAGCAGAUGCUGAGACUGUACAUUCAUAAGUUUAUCAAUAAAAUUUCUUUCUAACGUU